Molecule: messenger RNA, 798 nt
Organism: Strongylus vulgaris
Lineage: Eukaryota; Metazoa; Nematoda; Chromadorea; Rhabditida; Strongylidae
Source: the annotation of a GenBank genome assembly
AUUUUGAGACAUGAAGCUCGAGUACUCGAAGGAAUGAGAAAAAUUAACUCGGUACAUUUUAUAAGCUAUGAAGAUCGGGGAAAAAUAACUGGCAGAUUUAUGUUUGUAGUUAUCAGAUUAGUUGGAAAAAACUUAUGGGAUCUUCGCAUGGAGAAUCCUGAUAGGCGUUUCUCAAUGGCUACUUCUAUACGAGCAGCAGAGCAAACGUUGUCAGGGAUAAGAGAUCUUCACAUAUGUGGAUACUUACAUCGAGAUAUAAAACCCCCAAAUUUUGCCAUAGGACGAGAAGAAGACGGAAAUCCACACACUAUUUACAUACUAGACUUUGGGUUAUGUCGGAAGUAUAGAACAGAAGAAAAAGAUCUACGUUAUAUGAGGGAAAAGGCUGCUUUUCGUGGUACCACAAGAUAUGCCAGCAUAGGAGCACUGGAAAUGAAAGAUCAAUGUCGAAAAGACGAUGUAGAAGCGUGGUGGUAUAUGGUGUUAGAGUGGAUGAUAGGUCAAUUACCUUGGAAACAUUGCAGGGUAAGCGCUGUAUUUGGCUACAAAUCUAGGGGGACCGAUCGUGCUGAAGUGAAACUCUACAAGCAGCAACUGCGAAUACCCACUAAUUUGAAAAAGGUACUCAAACACACUCCAGAAGAAUAUAUGGCAAAUAUUUUAACGUAUAUUGAUACGCUUGAAUACAAUUCUAUACCAGAUUAUGAUCAUAUCGCUGCAAAUCUCGAAGCUGCUAUGACAGCCUAUCACUUGAGUUACAGCGAACCUCUUGAUUGGGACAGCAUGAACGAAUAUAAA